Messenger RNA from Gastrolobium bilobum, 3575 nucleotides. Its product is annotated as bifunctional fucokinase/fucose pyrophosphorylase. The transcript is spliced from 7 exons. The record is from RefSeq and is a predicted model, not a curated record. Gene Ontology annotation, biological process: GDP-L-fucose salvage. Gene Ontology annotation, molecular function: ATP binding; fucokinase activity. The coding region runs from base 130 to 3354 and encodes 1074 amino acids. NCBI's taxonomy places the organism in Eukaryota, Viridiplantae, Streptophyta, Magnoliopsida, Fabales, Fabaceae.
GGUCUUGGUCGUCUUCUCUUUCUGACAGGUUCACACAAUUUCUACUUCACUCUCUCUGUCUGCUCAUGAAACAACAAUUGCCAGAGAGCUGAGCUCCACACGUUGUCGGAAAAGUUUUAGUAGAAACACAUGGAGACGACGACGACGACGACAAGGAGUACGAGGUAUUCGAGGGCGAAACAGAAGGAGGAAUUGGCUUCCCUUCUGCGGAAAUCAUGGUAUCAUCUAAGGUUGUCGGUUCGACACCCAUCUAGGGUUCCCACAUGGGAUGCCAUCGUCCUCACUGCUGCUAGCCCCGAACAAGCCCAAUUGUACAAUUGGCAACUCAACCGGGCCAAGCGUAUGGGUCGGAUCUCAAACUCCACUAUCACCCUCGCCGUGCCUGACCCUCAUGGCCACCGGAUCGGCUCCGGAGCUGCCACUCUCAAUGCCAUCCAUGCCCUCGCUCUCCAUUUCCAACACAUUGGCUCUCAGGAGUCAACUACCACAAAUGGCAGUGAUGUUUCUCUUCUGACAAUAGUUAACUUGAUUGCCAAAAAGCAUGUACUAUUGCUGCAUGCUGGAGGUGAUUCAAAAAGGGUUCCAUGGGCAAACCCUAUGGGGAAAGUAUUCCUGCCCCUUCCUUACUUGGCAGCAGAUGAGCCAGAUGGGCCAGUUCCCCUGCUUUUUGAUCAUAUACUUGCUAUUGCUUCUUGUGCAAGACAAGCUUUUGGAAAUGAAGGUGGAAUGUUGACCAUGACUGGUGAUGUUCUUCCAUGUUUUGAUGCAUCUGUAAUGACUCUUCCUGAGGACACUUCGUGCAUCAUCACUGUUCCAAUCACCCUUGAUGUUGCUUCAAACCACGGAGUAAUUGUUGCAGCUAAAACUGAGCAUUCAACUCAAAAUUAUGCAGUCAGUUUAGUAGAUAAUCUACUACAGAAACCUACCCUAGAAGAGCUAGUUAAAAACAAUGCAGUUCUAGUUGAUGGUAGAGCACUUCUUGACACUGGAAUAAUAGCAGUUAGAGGCAAGGCAUGGUUGGAGCUUGUUACGCUUGCGUGUUCCUGUCAGCUAAUGAUUUCAGAGCUCCUGAAGAGCAGAAAGGAGAUGAGUUUAUAUGAAGAUCUGGUUGCUGCCUGGGUACCUGCAAAGCAUGAGUGGUUGAGAAAGCGCCCUUUGGGUGAAGAAUUAGUCAAUAAAUUGGGAAAGCAGAAGAUGUUUAGCUACUGUGCCUAUGAUCUGUUGUUCUUGCACUUUGGGACCUCAAAUGAAGUUUUAGAUCACCUCAGUGGUGUUGGUUCAGAACUGGUUGGUAGAAGACACCUGUGUUCUAUUCCAGCAACCACUGAAUCUGACAUUACAGCAUCUGCUAUUAUUCUUUCUAGUAAAAUUGCACCUGGCGUCUCAAUUGGAGAAGAUUCUCUCAUAUAUGAUUCAUCUAUUUCUGGUGGAAUACAUAUUGGCUCCCUAUGUAUAGUGGUUGGAGUCAACAUCUCUCCGGAUGAUUAUAUAAGCGAUGAAGAUUCAAUCAAGUUCAUGCUUCCAGAUCGACAUUGCCUUUGGGAGGUUCCCUUGGUAGGAAGUAGUGAGCGCGUCCUAGUAUAUUGUGGACUUCAUGAUAACCCCAAAAGUUCCCUUUCUAGAGAUGGUACAUUUUGUGGGAAACCCUGGAAGAAAGUUUUACGUGAUAUAGGUAUUCUAGAAAGUGACUUAUGGGGAUCAUCAGGCACUGAUGAAAAGUGUUUAUGGAAUUCGAAAAUAUUCCCCAUACUUCCUUAUGGUCAAAUGCUUAAGGUUGCAAUGUGGUUGAUGGGCUUAGCUAAACAAAAAUCUGAAUAUAUGCUUUCUUUGUGGAAAUCUUCUCGACACAUCAGUCUGGAGGAAUUGCAUAGAUCAAUUGAUUUCUCACUAAUGUGCAUAGGUUCUAGUAACCAUCAAGCUGAUCUUGCAACAGGAAUUGCGAAAGCUUGCAUUACCUAUGGAAUGCUAGGGCGCAAUUUGUCUCAAUUAUGUGAAGAAAUUCUGCAAAAGGAGGGUUCUGGAGUUGAAAUAGCUAAGGAUUUCCUUGCUAUGUGUCCAAAAGUUCGGGAGCAAAACUCUAAUGUACUUCCCAAAAGCCGGGCAUACCAGGUGCAAGUUGAUCUUCUUCGAGCUUGCAAUGAUGAAAGGACAGCAUGUGAGUUGGAGCACAAAGUUUGGGCUGCUGUGGCUGAUGAAACUGCUUCAGCAGUAAGGUUUGGAUUUAAAGAACAUUUAUCAGAGUCUCCUGGUAGCCUCUCCUGUCAGGAGUACCAGAAUAAUCACAAUGAUGGCUGCAUUCAUCGGUCUUUCCAUCCUAGAAGUGCAAAAGUAGAAUUACCAGUUCGUGUAGAUUUUGUUGGGGGUUGGAGCGAUACCCCUCCAUGGAGCAUUGAGCGUGCUGGAUGUGUUCUGAAUAUGGCAAUAAGCUUGGAAGGUUCUCCUCCGAUUGGCACCAUCAUAGAGACAACUAAAACAACAGGAGUAUUAAUUACUGAUGACACAGACAACCAGUUAUAUAUUGAAGAUUAUACAUCUAUUUGUGCACCAUUUGACGGAGAUGAUCCAUUUCGUUUGGUCAAAUCUGCAUUACUUGUGACUGGUAUUAUUCAUGAUAACUUACUUGUAGAUAUGGGCAUGCACAUCAAGACAUGGGCCAAUGUCCCCCGUGGUAGUGGAUUGGGUACUUCUAGUAUCUUAGCUGCUGCAGUAGUGAAAGGGCUUCUUCAGGUAAUUGAUGGGGAUGACAGCACUGAGAAUGUUGCUAGACUUGUUUUGGUGCUAGAACAACUCAUGGGUACAGGAGGUGGCUGGCAGGACCAAAUUGGGGGUUUGUACCCAGGGAUUAAAUGUACUUCAAGCUUUCCUGGAAUUCCAUUGCGGCUUCAAGUUGUCCCCCUGUUAGCUUCGCCUCAGUUGAUUUCCGAGUUGCAGCAACGGCUUCUUGUGGUAUUUACUGGUCAAGUUCGACUUGCAAAUAAGGUGCUGCAAAAGGUGGUCAUUAGAUAUCUCCGCCGGGAUAACCUUCUCGUAUCCAGUAUCAAGCGCCUUGUUGAACUGGCAAAGGUUGGGAGAGAAGCUUUGAUGAACUGUAACGUAGAUGAACUUGGCGAGAUAAUGUUGGAGGCUUGGAGAUUGCAUCAGGAGCUUGACCCUUAUUGCAGUAAUGAGUCUGUUGACAAGUUAUUUUCUUUUGCUAGUCCAUACUGCUGUGGCUACAAGCUGGUUGGAGCUGGUGGUGGGGGCUUUGCUCUGUUACUUGCCAAAGACACACAGCGUGCCAAGGAACUGAGAAAGAAGCUAGAAGAUGAGAAACAUUUUGAAGUGAAAAUCUAUGAUUGGCAGAUAUUUCUAUAAUAUGGUAUGAAUACCAAUUUCUUGUCAUUAUGAGUUGUAUUAUUGUUCAUUAAAUUUAUUUUACUAUUCUUUAUUUGUAUAUUUAGUGUUCAUAGGAAUUCUUGGAAUAUCAUUCAGGCGAGUUUCAGUCUGAAAAACACACAGAAAUAGCUGCUUGAAUUUUUGGUCAUGACAAGGCCAAUCAUAUGUUUGGUCUGAUGACCUUUCGAAGUCAUAUUCUG